This is a messenger RNA of Medicago truncatula (barrel medic), 1306 nucleotides long. Its product is annotated as probable protein phosphatase 2C 11. The transcript is spliced from 8 exons. The record is from RefSeq and is a predicted model, not a curated record. NCBI's taxonomy places the organism in Eukaryota, Viridiplantae, Streptophyta, Magnoliopsida, Fabales, Fabaceae. Gene Ontology annotation, biological process: protein dephosphorylation. Bases 16 to 1059 code for a protein of 347 amino acids. Gene Ontology annotation, molecular function: cation binding; protein serine/threonine phosphatase activity.
CUAUAUUCUUACGAGAUGAGUUCCAAUUGGACCAAACUUAGAGUUCAUAUUGAAGUCGUUUGUCUUUUGAGUACUUUUCUCGUCCAUAGUGGAUAUGAUGUUAUAAUGAUCUCAGACACCGACUCCGUCAAACAUGCCACCACGGCCGUUGGAGAAAAAACCUCCGCCGCAUAUUCCGAUAAAGAUCAACCCUCACCGCCGUCAGCUCCAAUUAUUGUGAUGCCUUCUAGAGAUCACGAUUCUCUCUUCAGUGGUGGCGGCAUCAGCUUACUAUCUGGAAGUCGAAAUGGAAGGAUCAGCUAUGGAUAUUCCAGUUUCAAGGGUAAAAGAUCUUCAAUGGAGGAUUUCUUUGAGACCAAAGUAUCAGAGGUUGAUGGUCAGAUGGUUGGCUUUUUUGGUGUUUUUGAUGGCCAUGGAGGUUCACGAACUGCAGAAUAUCUGAAAAAUAAUUUAUUCAAGAAUUUGUGUAGCCACCCCGACUUUAUCACAGAUACUAAGACAGCCAUUGUUGAAGCAUUUAAACAAACAGACGUUGAUUACCUCAAAGAGGAAAUGGGACACGCUGGGUCCACUGCAUCAACAGCCGUGUUGUUGGGCGACCGAAUUCUUGUUGCAAAUGUUGGUGAUUCCCGAGUAGUUGCAUCGAGAGCUGGUUUAGCUGUUCCUUUAUCUGUUGAUCACAAACCUAAUAGGUCUGAUGAGCGCCAAAGGAUUGAACAGGCUGGGGGAUUCGUAAUAUGGGCAGGAACAUGGAGGGUUGGCGGUAUUCUUGCUGUUUCCCGUGCAUUUGGAGACAAGCUUCUUAGACCAUAUGUUGUUGCUGACCCAGAAAUUCAGGAGGAAGAAAUUGAAGGCGUGGAUUUUAUAAUAAUAGCUAGUGAUGGUCUUUGGGAUGUUAUAUCAAACGAGGAGGCAGUGUCUUUGGUACAAAAUUUCACUGAUGCAGAAGUGGCCUCCAGAGAACUUAUUAAAGAAGCUUAUACCCGAGGAAGCUCGGACAACAUCACUUGUGUUGUUGUUCGAUUUGAUCCACAUCCUAUUGCGACUUCUGGCAACUGAAAUAGAAAUUACAAACGUGUGUGAAGUCUUACCUUAUUUUCAUAUGAAUUACUUCUAUUAAUUUAUUUUAGUUCUGAUAUUAUAGUUUUAUAAGUUGUUUUAGUCUUCUUGAUUACUCCUAUCUGGAAAAAGGAAUACUUGUAGAUAUCAUCUGCAUUUGGUUUUACACAUGAAGGCUCCAUAUCUCGGAUCCAGCUAUUUAUUGUGAUCCUCUGAACAGAUAAAUUACAGGAUUUUUUUUCUUUGA